Messenger RNA from Archocentrus centrarchus (flier cichlid), 4875 nucleotides. It is a transcript of the gene ppp2r2aa, whose product is annotated as protein phosphatase 2, regulatory subunit B, alpha a. Gene Ontology annotation, molecular function: protein phosphatase regulator activity; protein binding. The transcript is spliced from 10 exons. Lineage: Eukaryota; Metazoa; Chordata; Actinopteri; Cichliformes; Cichlidae. The record is from RefSeq and is a predicted model, not a curated record. Bases 299 to 1645 code for a protein of 448 amino acids. Gene Ontology annotation, cellular component: protein phosphatase type 2A complex.
CGUUUCGCCAUUUUGAAAGCGCUGGGAAGAGGCAGGGGCGAGGGAACUCUUAAAGUAGAGUGCAAAGUCUCCAAGCCAAUACUGGGCAUUAUUAAUUACUUUCUUUGGUGGAAAACGGUUCCGUGCUGUAAAGCAGGGCUGAGGACUUUUGUUUACGUGCUUCAGAGUUACAAGUAGCACUCCCAGCUUCAUUCCUGCACCGCUCCUCGCCAGAACCUCCCAGCCUACCGACCCGGGUCAGCACUCUUCCUGUCCAGGGCCCGAGCCCACUUAGAUACCCCUGUCCGAGUCGCUCACCAUGGCAGGGCCCGGUGGUGGGAGCAAUGAUGUGCAGUGGUGUUUCUCCCAAGUCAAAGGAGCAAUAGAUGACGAUGUCGCUGAAGCUGACAUCAUAUCCACUGUUGAAUUUAACCAAUCUGGAGAGCUACUUGCAACUGGGGACAAGGGGGGUCGUGUUGUCAUCUUUCAGCAGGAGCCAGAGAGCAAGAAUAAGCCACAGUGCCGAGGAGAGUACAAUGUUUACAGCACCUUCCAGAGCCACGAGCCUGAGUUUGACUACUUGAAAAGUCUUGAGAUUGAGGAGAAGAUCAACAAGAUUCGAUGGUUGCCUCAGAAGAAUGCAGCACAUUUCCUUUUGUCAACAAAUGACAAAACCAUAAAGCUUUGGAAAAUUAGUGAGCGUGACAAGAGACCAGAGGGCUACAAUUUGAAGGAAGAAGAUGGGCGUUACGUAGAUCCUAACACUGUCACUGCGCUACGAGUACCAGUAUUCAGGCCCAUGGACUUGAUGGUGGAAGCCAGCCCUAGACGAGUGUUUGCCAAUGCUCACACAUACCAUAUCAACUCUAUCUCAGUCAACAGUGAUUGUGAAACCUACCUGUCUGCAGAUGACCUGCGCGUUAACCUCUGGCAUUUGGAGAUCACUGAUCGCAGCUUUAAUAUUGUUGACAUUAAGCCGGCCAAUAUGGAGGAUUUAACAGAGGUAAUCACAGCGGCAGAGUUCCACCCCAACCAGUGCAACACUUUUGUCUACAGCAGUAGCAAGGGCACAAUCCGCAUGUGUGACAUGAGGGCAGCAGCGCUAUGUGACAAGCACGCCAAACUGUUUGAAGAGCCCGAAGAUCCAAACAAUCGUUCCUUUUUUUCUGAAAUCAUCUCAUCCAUCUCUGAUGUAAAGUUCAGCCACAGCGGGCGCUACAUGAUGACCCGGGACUACCUGUCUGUCAAAAUUUGGGAUCUUAACAUGGAGACCCGACCAGUAGAGACGUAUCAGGUGCAUGAAUAUCUCAGGAGCAAGUUGUGUUCACUCUAUGAGAAUGAUUGUAUCUUCGAUAAGUUUGAAUGCUGCUGGAAUGGGAAUGACAGUGUUGUGAUGACGGGUUCCUACAACAACUUCUUCAGGAUGUUUGACCGGGGUUACCAGCAGGACGUGACCCUAGAGGCGUCGCGGGAAAACAGCAAGCCGCGAUCGGUCCUGAAACCUCGCAAAGUGAGCACAGGUGGGAAGCGCAAAAAGGAUGAGAUCAGUGUAGACAGUCUGGACUUUAACAAGAAGAUCCUCCACACUGCCUGGCAUCCUCUGGACAACAUCAUUGCUGUGGCCACAACCAAUAAUCUGUACAUAUUCCAGGAAAAGCUGAACUAGUGUUUGUUGAACCACUGAGAGCCCAGUUUCUGCUUUGAGCCCCACUGCUCUGAUAUACAAAUAUGAACAAUAGCUGUCUGUUUCUGGCUGAAUCCCUCUUGCUGAUCUGCCCUUGGUGUAUGGCAGGAACUGCUGUGUCACUAACAAACAGUGGCAUGAACACAGUACAUCCAACUAGGCCAUCACAAGCUCGUUUUCUAUUUGUAUUGCAAAUAUAAACAUGUAGGGUUUUGUUUGUUUUGUUUUGUUUUAAAUCCAGACUGUGGGAUUUAGUGUCAUGGGUUCUUCUCCAGUCAUCAAGCUACAAUUUGCAACUCCACUACAUCCCAACCCAAAGGGAAAAAUGUGUUACAUACACAUAUUUGGUUAGUUUGUUUGAUUAUUCUUUUGUGCCAUGGUUCAUCUGUAUGUCGUAGCUACUAGUUAAGGUUUUGUACCCACUGUGUUUCACUAGCCUAAUGCUGUCAUGUCAUUCAGUCACCGCUGGCCUGAAACAAUGGCAAUGCAAACUGUCAACACUCCAUAUUUUCGCAGUAUUUUUCAAGUUGCCAAGUUCACUCACCACUUUUUUUUUUUCUUUUUAUGGUUCUCUGAUUAUAGCAUACCACUUAUAUUACUGCAAACAUUUGUCCACAGUGUACAUUAUUUAAUAUUUUAGAAUGUAAACCACUGGUUUGCAUUCAUUUCAUUAUAGUAAGAAAGUCGGGUUACUUGAAAUCGACUACAUAUAUUCCUUCACAGUGAACUUGUUACUGUUGAAUCAAUCAGAGGAAUUGUUUGAACAGUUCAUACUGUAACAAAGGACAGAUGCUAAAAUUAUCUUUCUUACUAGAAGAAAUAACAAAGAACCUGGUUUUUAAAAACCAUCAGUGGUCUCUGCUGCACCAAAACCUGACUAAAUAUUCAGUCUCAAUCUCAAACCACGCUCCAAACAACAAGUUGACUUUCUUGGUGUGUUGAUGUGGAAAAUGGUUUGCAGUAAUAUAACUUCCAGUUAAUGGCCAAAAGCUUAAAAAAAAAAAAAAAAUGCUAGUGUUGUCCUUGUAAUAUGCGCGCACAUCUUUUUUCAGGUAUUGUGGUUUUAGGAGGUAAAUGAUAGCUAACCCUGCCAAAGUAACCAGUCCUAUACGCUCUGAAGCUAGACUCACUUGAAACUGUUUUGCUGAGAUGGUGCCCCCUCAUCUGACCGGUCACCCAUGCACGUGUGUGGGCGACCAUAGCUCAGGACAAACGCUCAUGGGUGCGAUGGCAUUAUGUGGCCUGUGGCACCAAAACUAAGUUCUGCUGCCAGCUUUUCCCAUUGUUUUCUUUGCAGGUUGACCAGUGGCUUUACCCUCUGUAUCUAGUUUCUGUUCAUACACUUUUUUUUUAAUAUAUAUGACAUUUUGUAUUGUACCUGUUUUAAAAAGGAGAAAAAAAAAAAAAGAAUCACUAUAGUUGAAUUAUUUUUGUAUAAAUUAAGGCAAUAGGAUUACAAUCUGAUCACUGUAGUUUCUUUAGCUGUUUGUCUCAGACUGAUUGUAGAUGGAAGGUUCCUUGAUGGUUCGGUAACUUUUUUUUGGUCAUAUUUGUUCAUCCUGGAAGUUUGAAAACUAGAGAUUUUUGUGACAUCAAAGGUGUCAGGUGUCAGUAUCUUUUGAAGUUAAUAAGGAUUAUAACUUUAUUUUUCUUUUUUUUGGGCGGGGGGGGACUGUGCAUGUAGAGCUUAUUUUGAUUUGAGUUCAUUUGGAUCUUAAUGUUCCAGUUAUGUGCCAUAGUUAUUUAGUUUUAAUAUUUUGUUUUUCUGGCUGUGAAAGAAUAGGCUCUUGUGGGUCUUCAUUUGAAUGGCAUUUUAACCAGUGUUUAUUGUUAAAACAGUUAAAUCAACUUCUCUAAAGCUAAUCAAGCCCUACAGCUGGGCAGUUACUGAGUUAGAUUCUCGCUCCUGUGAAGCAUGUGUAUCUUCCCUGUACAGGCUUGUUUAUUUAAAAAGAAGAUAUUGAAGCACUUGGUUUGCUGAUGAUUGCUAUAUGGGUAAUUAAUGACAUAUCAGGUGUUGUUAAUAUUGGCUGCACUGGGAAACUUGGGACUGAGCUGUUAUUAAGUUGUUUGUCCUGUUGUUUUUUUCUUUUGUGGAAAGUUAAAUGUCUGUCAGGACGAAGGUUUAUUCCCUUGAGGAGCAAACCACUUGAUUAUAUCCCAAUUUGUCCGAUUCAUGAUUUAAGCCAUUAAAUCAGGGACUGAAGCCUCUUGGUCGAUUGGAUGAUAUUUGUAUUAGUUAAUGUGUUACUCAUACUUUAGAGAAUGGAUAUCCAAUUGCUAGGAUGCCAACAAAAUAGCCACCCGUGUCAAAACGGUGGGUUUAAUCUACUGUUGUGUGUGUGUGUGUGUGUGUGUGUGUGUGUGUGUGUGUGUGUGUGUGUGUGUGUGUGUGUGUGUGUGUGUGUGUGUGUGUCUCUCAGGGACUCUGGGUAAUGUCUACUAGUACUGAGAUACUUCACUAAUUGUUUUUUUUUCUUUUUUUUCCCCUUUGGCAACUUAUGUCUAAUGCAAAACAGUGUGAGGGUCAUUUGUGUCAUAUGGCUCCAGUCACUUGAACAAACCUCAGUAAUGUGCCCAUUCCACAGUCAAGGAUCGCAUAAACUAACAUGUAAUUACAGUAGCUGUUUAUUCAUAACUGAUUUAAAUCACAAAGAUAUUCAGAAGAACCUUAUUGCCUUUCUUAUAGCAUUAAGAAAUAAGAUAAUCAAGUUAUGGUUCUUAAAGUUUCUGGAGUGUUAGACAGGUGUCUGCUCAGGUGAAUUUAACCGCUGCUCUCGAUCAAAAUGUUGUACCUUCAAGAAAACAGCUUUUCAGGUCUCAGACAAAAACUGCCUUAUUUAAAGGUAGCUCAAAUGUUUUAGGUGUUUUUUUUUUUGUUUGUUUGUUUGUUUUUUUCUUCCUCUUUCUUAGGUUAAUAAAAUCAAACAUCUGUAAUGGCUUUUGAACAAGACCCUGGGAAAACAACUUUCCUUGCAUACUGUCUGGAGUUGAAAAGGUUUUCCCACUUGCAGCAGUAUGUUAUACAUGUCUGAGAUAUCGCAGGAGUUGAAACAAGUUGCACUUUUAUUUUUUUUGUGAAUUUCAUUAAUUUGUAUGUUUUUGUUUCUUUGAAAUUGAUUCCUGAAUAAAGAUUGUAAGAGUCUGGUGAUCUAUGGGGGUGGGGGCGGGGGAGCAUUCAUCUAAGGGUUCAGUGUACAGCUAUGUUUGUC